Molecule: messenger RNA, 6978 nt
Organism: Sciurus carolinensis (gray squirrel)
Lineage: Eukaryota; Metazoa; Chordata; Mammalia; Rodentia; Sciuridae
Gene: Mlh3
Product: mutL homolog 3
Exons: 13
Coding region: 171-4517 (1448 amino acids)
Biological process (GO): mismatch repair
Cellular component (GO): mismatch repair complex
Molecular function (GO): ATP-dependent DNA damage sensor activity; mismatched DNA binding; ATP hydrolysis activity
Source: RefSeq, a predicted model, not a curated record
CGAUCAGAAGCGCAUGCUCGUCGGCUCGCGCGCACCCACUGGAUCCCAGGUGCGCGUGACCGGCGUCCGAGGCGGUUGGUAUCCGGGAGUUGGUGAAGCUCGUUUCGAGGUAAUUAUUUCCAGUCAGAGAAGGAAACCAGUGCCUGGCAUUCUCACCAUCUUUACCUGCCAUGAUCAAGUGCUUGUCAGUUGAAGUACAAACCAAAUUGCGUUCUGGUUUGGCCAUAAGCUCCUUAGGCCAAUGUGUUGAGGAGCUUGCCCUCAACAGUAUUGAUGCUGAAGCAAAAUGCGUGGCCAUCAGGGUGAAUAUGGAAACCUUCCAAGUUCAAGUGAUAGACAAUGGAUUUGGGAUGGGGAGUGAUGAUGUGGACAAGGUGGGAAAUCGUUAUUUCACUAGUAAAUGCAACUCGGUAGAGGACUUGGAGAACCCAAGAUUUUAUGGUUUCCGAGGGGAGGCCUUGGCAAGCAUAGCUGACAUGGCCAGUGCUGUGGAAAUUUCAUCCAAGAAAAACAGGACAAUGAAAACUUUUGUGAAACUGUUUCAGAAUGGAAAAGCCCUAAAAGCUUGUGAAGCUGAUUUGACUAGACCAAGUGCUGGGACAACCAUAACAGUACAUAACCUGUUUUACCAGUUACCUGUGAGGAGGAAAUGCAUGGAUCCUAGACUGGAGUUUGAGAAGGUUAGACAGAGGGUAGAAGCUCUCUCACUCAUGCACCCUUCUGUUUCUUUCUCUUUGAGAAAUGAUGUUUCUGGGUCUAUGGUUCUUCAACUCCCUAAAACUAAAGACAUAUGUUCCCGGUUUUGUCAAAUUUAUGGAUUAGGCAAGUCCCAAAAGUUAAGAGAAAUACAUUUUAAAUAUAAGGAGUUUGAGUUUAGUGGCUAUAUCAGCUCUGAAGCACACUACAAUAAGAACAUGCAGUUUUUGUUUGUGAACAGAAGACUAGUUUUAAGGACAAAGUUGCAUAAACUUAUCGACUUUUUAUUAAGAAAAGAAAGUACUAUAUGCAAGCCAAAAAAUGGCUCUGCCAGUAAGCAAAUGAAUUCAAGUCCUCGUCAUCGAUCUACCCCAGAACUCCAUGGGAUAUAUAUCAUCAAUGUGCAAUGCCAGUUUGGUGAGUAUGACGUGUGCAUGGAGCCAGCAAAAACUCUGAUUGAGUUUCAGAACUGGGAUACUCUCUUGGUUUGCAUUCAGGAAGGAGUGAAAAUGUUUUUAAAGCAAGAAAAAUUAUUUGUGGAAUUAUCAGGUGAGGACAUUAAGGAAUUCAGUGAAGAUAAUGAUUUUAAUUUAUUUGGUGCUACUCUUCAGAAACAUGUGUCCUUAGAGGAGAAACAUGAGCAGGGUGGCUUCCAGGAAGCAUGUAAUAAUAUUUUGGAUUCCUAUGAAAUAUUUAAUUUGCAGUCAAAAGCUGUGAAAAGAAAAGCUACUAUAGAAAAUAAAAACACACAGAAUUCUAGGGAUUUAGAAUCUCUCAAAAGAAAGACAAAUGACUCAUUUUUGUACACUUAUGAAUCAGAUGGGCCCAGCCAUAGUAAAAUGACAGAGUUGUCAUUACACAACAAAGACGGCUGUUGCUUAGAAUCAAGGAUGUUAGAACAAAAGACAGUUGAAGUAUCAAAAUCAGGAGAAAAUGAGAAACAUGAAAAAUCUUGCUUGGAACAUAACUCUUUAGAAAGUCCAUGUGGAACCAGUUCAGAAAUAUUUUCGAGCCCUUUUCAGACACAACAUCACUUUGAGGAGAGUGGGGUAGGUUUAGAAAUACAGAAAGAACGUACUACUGUUAGUGGCAUGGCUGCCAAAAUCUUGAAAUAUAAAAGAAUUCAGAAUCAACUAGAGAGAUUUGAAGAUGCUACUGAAAUGGGAUGCCAAUCUCUGCCUUUUGAGACCGAAUUAUUGAGUGUACAUAGUGCUCAGAGAGAAAAAGAGCCCAGUAAUUGUGGAAGAAUAAAUGUUUUUAGUUAUGGACAAGUAAAAUUGUGUUCCACUGGCUUUAUAACUCAUGUGCUACAAAAUGAGCAAACAAAGUCAACUGAAGCAGAACAUUCAUUUAAAAAUUACGUUCGACCUGGUCCUGCAAGUGCCCAAGAAACACUUGGAAGUAGAACACAUCGUUUUGUUGAAACUCCAGACAUCAAAACUUUAACAAGCACUCUAAGUAAAGAAUCUACUCAACUGCUAAGCAAAAAUUUUUGCAGACAAAAUAUUAGUUAUGGACUAGAGAACACAACUAUAGGAAAAUGUAAAAGUGCUGCUGAUUUUCAGGAAGGUGAUAAAGAAUCACACACAGGUUGCUUAUUUCCUGCUUCAUCAUCUUCUUUCCCUUGGUAUAGACAUGUUUCAAAUGGUAUUAAGAAAACAGAUAAAUUGAUUGGUUCUUCCAAACCUGUAGGCCAUAAGAAGCUAAGCUUGAGUUCACAACUAGGAUCUUUAGAGAAGUUUAAGAGGCAUUAUGGAAAAGUUAAUCCUCUAGAUACAGAAAUGGAAGAAAAUAAUGUUGAAGUCGUUACCAGUCUCAGUCCUCAAGUUGAACCUGAUAUUCCACUGAAAGACAAGAACCACUUAGAAAACUCUGAUGUCUGUAAAAUCACUACUACAAAGUGUACCACUUCAAAUGGUAGUUGUCAACCAGUAAGUCACAAUCCGUGCUCAGAGAAGUUUCCACUUUCCAAAGAUGGUUUGGAACAACAAAUGCCUCAUUUGAAAGAAAGUCCUGUAACUCUAACCGAGUUAUCUCACUUUAAUAGAAAACCUUCAGAUGUUGCGAAGUCACCAGAAUCCCUGGCCUCUAAAUUAUCCAGACUGAAGAGUUCUGAAAAAGAGGCUCAAACAAUGGAGAUCAAGAGUCAUUUUGAUCAGUUUCCAAAUUCAGAUCCCAGUAGGGAAGACAGUAACCUGUACAGUGGGUUAAGCCUAGAUUUUUGUGAGUUGUUUAAAAAUGAACCUGAAAAAACAGACAGCAGCAUCCUUCCAAGGCCAGAUACUGUCAUUGAGGAUAAUUCCCUCAAUGAAGACAGUGAAUUGCAUUCUAGCAACAACAAAAUGGAGAAUACUGCAAUACCAGACACUCCUUUGGCAUUACCCUAUAGUGAUUCUAAAAUUAUUAGUCAAGAUUCAGAUGUUCUUAUCCAAGGUUCAGAGCAACAGAUAGGAAGUCCUGAUUCUCACAGUGGAAUUUUAAUCAAUCAGGUAGAAGAUACCACAGCCAACCAAAAUGAAAUUUGUUCCUGGAGUGAGAAGUCUAAAGCAAGAACUUGUUCUGAAAAUGAAGAGUCAAACACUUUGGAUUGGCAGCAGCAUUUUGAUGAAACUCUGGGAAGAAUGGUUUAUAUCAACAAGUUGACUGGACUUAGCACAUUCAUUGCUCCUGCUAAGGACAUUCAGACUGCUUGUACUAAAGACCUGACAACUGUAGCUGUGGAUGUCGUACUUGGGAAUGGGUCUCAGUACAGAUGUCAUCCUUUCAGAAGCGACCUUGUUCUUCCUUUCCUUCCAAGAGCUCGGGAAGAGAGGACUGUGCUGAGGCAGAAUAACAGAGAUGCUGUGGAUGAUGCUGUUGGUAGUGAAUCCCUUCAGUCUUUGUUUUCAGAAUGGGACAAUCCAGUGUUUGCCCGUUACCCAGAGGUUGCUGUUGAUGUAAGCAGUGGCCAGGCUGAGAGCUUAGCAGUUAAAAUUCACAACAUCUUGUAUCCCUAUCGUUUCACCAAAGAAAUGAUUCAUUCAAUGCAGGUUCUCCAGCAAGUGGAUAACAAGUUUAUUGCCUGUUUAAUGAGCACUAAGUCUGAAGAGAAUGGCAAAGCAGGUGGAAACCUGCUAAUCUUGGUGGACCAGCAUGCUGCCCAUGAGCGUGUCCGUUUGGAGCAGCUUAUUACCAAUUCCUAUGAGAAGCAACAACCACAAGGCUCUGGUCGAAAAAAAUUGCUAUCUUCCACUAUAAUUCCUCCACUAGAGAUAACAGUGACAGAGGCACAAAGGAGACUCCUGUGGUAUUACCACAAAAAUCUAGAAGAUCUGGGCCUUGAAUUUAUCUUUCCAGACACUAGUAAUUCUCUGGUCCUUGUGGGAAAAGUACCACUCUGUUUUGUGGAAAGAGAAGCCAAUGAACUUCGAAGAGGAAGAUCUACCGUGACCAAGAGUAUUGUGGAGGAAUUUGUUCAAGAACAAGUGGAGCUGCUGCAGGCCACAGGAAGCAUCCAGGGGACUUUGCCACUGACUGUCCAGAAGGUGUUGGCCUCCCAAGCCUGCCAUGGGGCCAUCAAGUUUAAUGACAGCCUGAGCCUAGAGGAGAGCUAUCGCCUUAUUGAAGCUCUGUCGUGGUGCCAGCUGCCAUUCCAGUGUGCUCAUGGGAGACCUUCUAUGCUGCCACUAGCUGACCUAGACCACUUGGAGCAGGAGAAACAGGUUAAACCUAAUCUUGCUAAACUUCGGAAAAUGGCCGAGGCAUGGCGUCUCUUUGGAAAAGAAGGAGGCCAUGAUGCAAGGCAGAGCCUGCAGUCCGUGCCUUCUCGUGAGCCCCCUUGAGAGUGGACUUUUGGAUCCAUGAGGAACCCAAGGGCUUGAAGGACGCUAACUGCCUCUGAGCAGAGAGCAUGAGCAGCAGCUAGCAGUGCAGCCUUGGCUGAGUCCCCUUGGUGCCUGGAGAGGGCCCUCAUGUCAGUCCUCUGGUGCAGGUGGUCCCUCUGGCUGAAGAGUCAGAUGGAAUCACGCCUAAAGACUAUUCAUUUAUGUGCACCCAUAGACCCAGGUGGUUGCCAUAUACUGUCUACUAUUUAUAGCUUACUUUUAAGUGAUGAAAUUUAAUGAUUAAUUGUUUGACUGGUGGGUUAGCUUGUGUUUGAGGGGCAUGGUUUUUCUUUUUGUGUAAUUUAUUUCCUACCUCCAAAUACGUACUUAUGAAAUUGAGCUGAUACUAAACCCCUACAGCUAGACCUAUUCAGCCUUUCUCCACUACCCCCUGGUUUCUCCAUUAGUCCCUCCUUUCCUUCAGUCUUCACUUCCCUAUUCUAAAUAACAAAUUUACACAGUUUCUCUACUCUCAGUGAAUCCCUUCCUGAAGUUGUCCAUCAGAACUGUAGUUAAGGGCUGGGGCUGGGGCUCAGUGGAAAGGUGCUUGCCUAGCAUGUGUGAGGCCCUGUAUGGCAAAAGAGAUAGGAGAAAAAACAAGUGGGGAUUUUAAUAAAAUUAUUUUAUGGGUUAAAAACUAUUAAUAAAGAGAAACGGACAAAGAUAGAACAGAGAAAAAUUUCAAGUUCUGUUCCUGGUCUUUUGUUAGUUUUUUGUUAUUACAUUUUGAAAAGUCACAGACUAAUGUUCAGAUUCUGUACCCAUAAGAUGGUAAAAAUGCUAUGAGCUUGUUUUUUAAAAUAUGAUUUUUUGUGCUUUAUAAAGUGUUUCUUUACAUGAAAGCAAAUGUCAUAACAAAUGCAACAUUUAUUCUUUCAACCUAACAAGAUAUAGUCCACACUUUCUCCCCAGGAAACAAGGGCUCUUUUGGUCCCUUUUAAAUUGUGUCUUGGUUUUAUUUUUAUGCCUAUCAAAUGGCCUUAUGAUUUCACUUGGGACUAGGAUUAAUCUUACUACAAAUACUUGUUAUUGCACUCUUAAUCUGUAUUUCCUCCACCUUUUCAGAUGACUUGAUUGUGGUUAAUGGGACUCAACUAAUGAAAAAGCAAAAAAAUCAGCUGGUAGAGUUUAUUGCAUCUGUAAGAUGUUGCAACAAGACUUUUUCUGACCAGUCGGCUCAAAUUGGUCUUUAUAUCAAUGAAAUAAUUUUCCUCAUUUUUUAAUACAGGAAACAAAUGUGUGCUCAUGGAAGAAAGUUUGUUUGCCAACAACCCUGGAGUGAAUCUUGGUAAUGAAAGUAUUGCCUUCAUUACUUGGGCCUCGGGAUAGAUGCAAGGGAAGUUUUCAUUCAUUUUUGAGGGGAUCCUUAUAGUUACAUAAUUGAAACCCUGAUGAAUGUGCACCACUGUCUACAAAUGGCCUUCGUUGUACUGUAUAAGUGGGGGUUUCAUACACUUGGAACUCUGAUCUUAGAAAGGAGGGUGUUUCAGGGAAGUUGCAAAGCUGUAAGGGGCCCUGCCUCCAGGUCCAGUGGGGAGCUGUGGCCUUGGGCCUCAACCUUGCUCGCCAGAGUUGGGUGAAGACCACCUGUCCCAAAAAUUUGAAAAAUCUUUUUAGGUCAGACCAAUUUGUGGAAUUCAAAAAUUGUUACCUCUUAUUAAGAUCUUAACUUAUUGCCUGUUAGAUUUUAUUUUGUUCUAUUUUGUUUUUAAUUCAAGUGCCAUAUGAACAGAGAUGCAUUUAAUUUUCUAAUACAUGAUAGUAAUUAUUAACACUCCUUAAGGUUUGCAAAAUAACUUUUCAUAUAAUUUAUCUCAUUUGAAUUUCUUGAUAACCUUUGAGAUAGGUGGUAUUAUUCUUUUCAUUUUACAAAGGGGGAAACUGAAAAAUCUUAAGUGAUUUGUCUAAGAUCACACAGCUAGUAAAUGAUAAAAAGCCAAAAGAGGCAUCCUAGUUUUCUGACCCCAAUAACAAUAAGAACCAUAGUUGGAAUUUACUGAGACUUGCAUACUUAGUGCUUUGCAUACACUACUUUUUUAUUUUCUUUUUUUGGGUAUGUGGUACUGGGCAUUGAACCAGGGCCCCAGGCACACUGUGUGUGCUGCUACUGAACUACACCCCAGCCCUGCAUACACUUAUUUCUGAUCCUUACCACAAUCCUCUAGGAAGCUAGUCUCCCAUCUUCACAACUGAAGUCUGAGGCUCAAAGAUGUUGCCUAGUUGCUAAGGACAUUGCUAAAUAAGAAUGAGUGCAGACCCAGGCCUGUGUGACUUCAGAUUGCAAACUCCUUCCCAUCAUUACCCCAUGAUGUAUCCAUGUAAUACAUUUUAAAUUUACUAAGAAUUCAUUCAUUUGUAAACUUAGUGGUUCAACUUUAUUAGAUUCUGGUUAGUAAAGUAACUUCAGAGGAAAACUUGA